AUGCAUCUUCCAUCGUUGCUUGUCGCGCUUGGCGUAUGCGGUGCCAUUGCGGCGCCCUUGGAGCAACAACAGCCGCUGCCUGGUAGUGCGCGACACCACGCAGGACCUAACAAGGUCUUCAACCCAUACAAGCCCGGCAACCGUGAUCCGUUUGACAAGAAGAUUGAUUCACAAGGCGACAAGCUUCAGCCACUACCAUACCGCAACGGUGACGGAGCAAGUGUACUGGGUCCUCGCAACCGCGCCCGUGAGCGACAAAACCCAGAUCUCGUCCGCCCACCCAGCACCGACCAUGGCGCGAUUCCCAACAUGCGCUGGUCCUUCGCCGACUCGCAUAUCCGUAUUGAAGAAGGUGGCUGGACGCGUGAGACGACGGUCCGCGAGCUGGGUACCAGCAAAGAGCUAGCCGGUGUCAACAUGCGCCUCGAAGAAGGCGUCAUUCGCGAACUUCAUUGGCACAAGGAAGCCGAAUGGGCCUACGUCCUCGAAGGCAAGGUCCGCAUCACUGCUCUUGACACUGAAGGCGGAUCCUUCGUCGACGACCUAGAGAAGGGUGACCUGUGGUACUUCCCUUCUGGGCACCCUCACUCCCUGCAAGGUCUCAGCCCCAAUGGAACCGAGUUUCUACUGGUCUUUGACGACGGCAACUUCUCUGAAGACUCUACCUUCUUGCUCACUGACUGGAUGAGGCUUACACCCAAGUCCGUCUUGGGUGAGAACUUCCGUGUUUCACCAGAAGUCUUCAAGGCCAUCCCUGAGAGUGAAAAGUACAUCUUCAAAGGCUCGGAGCCUGGUCCCAUCGAUGAUGAGGUUCCAAGUGGCAGCAAGGGGUACAAGAAGUCAAAGAUCCAAUUCACCCACAAGAUGCUUGCCCAGGAGCCUGUCAAUACAACCGGUGGCCAAGUCCGAAUCACCGACUCGACAAACUUCCCCAUCUCCAAGACCGUCGCUGCAGCACACUUGAACAUCCAACCUGGUGCAAUCCGUGAGAUGCACUGGCACCCCAACGCAGACGAGUGGUCCUUCUUCAUCAAAGGCCGCGCCCGAGUGACCAUUUUCGCCGCCAAAGGCACAGCGCGCACUUUCGACUUCCAAGCCGGCGAUGUGGGCGUCAUUCCUCGCAACAUGGGCCACUUCAUCGAAAACCUCUCUGACGAUGAAGACGUCGAGGUACUGGAAAUCUUCCGCACAGACAAGUACCAGGAUUUCAGCUUGUUCCAGUGGCUUGGUGAGACGCCGCAGAGGCUCGUCAAGGAGCACUUGUUUGCGAAUAGUCCCAAGGAGGCGGAGGAGUUUGAGAAAGCGAUUCGUGAUGCCGAGAGGGAUCCUAUCAAGGAUACUGAGGUGGACGAGGAGGAAAAGGAGGAGUUGUAG
This is a messenger RNA of Alternaria atra, 1374 nucleotides long. RefSeq lists its product as uncharacterized. The transcript has 3 exons. The coding region runs from base 1 to 1374 and encodes 457 amino acids. Gene Ontology annotation, biological process: oxalate metabolic process. Lineage: Eukaryota; Fungi; Ascomycota; Dothideomycetes; Pleosporales; Pleosporaceae. The record is from RefSeq and is a predicted model, not a curated record.